This is a messenger RNA of Colletotrichum scovillei, 1107 nucleotides long. RefSeq names its product translation initiation factor IF-3. Gene Ontology annotation, cellular component: mitochondrion. Lineage: Eukaryota; Fungi; Ascomycota; Sordariomycetes; Glomerellales; Glomerellaceae. Bases 131 to 991 code for a protein of 286 amino acids. Gene Ontology annotation, biological process: mitochondrial translational initiation; ribosome disassembly. Gene Ontology annotation, molecular function: translation initiation factor activity; ribosome binding. The transcript has a single exon. The record is from RefSeq and is a predicted model, not a curated record.
CUUGCAAUCACAGGUCCAGCCCCAAACGGCAACCGUACACCAAAAGUGAGACUGGCAGAUUCGUGCCCGAACCGACACUCCUGAAACUCCGAGACGGAUAUCUUACCAAAGACGCGAUCCCCGAGCAAACAUGAGGAUCACACAAUGCCUGUACAACAGCAGGACGGCCCUGCAUAGGGUCUUCGUCUCGCCCUUUGAAAAGGUGGAAUCGAUUUCGCGACGAAGCGCUCUCCUGAGCCCAGUCUCUAGAACCCUACCAACAAUUCUGUCACCGCCGCUACAAGGUUUCGCACGCCACGCCGCCUUGAUACCCCGAUUUAAAAAGAAGAAGCCAUCGCCAUCAGGGCAAGUACCCGGCGGCGACGCUGCUGCUAAGCCAGGCCAGCUUCCCCAGGACAGGGCGAUCUCCGAUCGUGAAGUCAUGGUUGUCGACGAGAACAACAAGCUUACCGGCCCGCAUAACACCCGGACGUUCCUAAGGUCGCUCGACCCCGAGACGCAAUCCCUCCGAAUGGUCUCCAGACCGCCCCCGCGCCCCGCGCCAGGCCAGCCGCCGUUUGCAAUCUGCCGCAUCGUCGAUAAGGUCGCCGAGAAGGAGAAGGAGAGGGCGCUGCAAAAGGCCAAGAAGGAUAACGCGCGCAGGCUAGCGAGGGUCAAGGAGCUCGAGCUCAACUGGGCCAUCGCGCCGCACGACAUGGGCCAUAAGAUGAAGCAGAUGAAGACAUUCCUGGAAAAGGGGUACAAGGUUGAGGUCAUUUUUGCAAAGAAGAAGAAUAGCAGAAUCGCUACACUGGAAGAGGCCGGCGCGCUUGUGCAGCAGGUCCGGGAUGCUGUGGCGGAGGUUGCGGGCGCCAGGGAGUACAAGGAAGCCGAGGGGCAACCGCGCAAGGUCAUGAGGCUGCACCUGGAAUCAACAGCGAAGCCCGCAGCUAAGGCUGCCCCUGCACCAGAAGUCCCGGUUGCAGAGGCUGCGCCGGAAACAUCGACAUGAUGUAGUGGCGGGCUGCCUGAGAAUCGGGGUGGUUGAGCUGUGCUUGAUUACUCCAUGAGAAAGCACCUACGAUUUGGACAGAGUCCGUGUUGGCCUGUACACUAGAACUUCCCUGG